Aspergillus ochraceoroseus IBT 24754 is the source of this 867-nucleotide messenger RNA. RefSeq names its product S-adenosylmethionine-dependent methyltransferase. Lineage: Eukaryota; Fungi; Ascomycota; Eurotiomycetes; Eurotiales; Aspergillaceae. Bases 1 to 867 code for a protein of 288 amino acids. The transcript has a single exon. The record is from RefSeq and is a predicted model, not a curated record. Gene Ontology annotation, molecular function: protein methyltransferase activity; nucleic acid binding; S-adenosylmethionine-dependent methyltransferase activity. Gene Ontology annotation, cellular component: eRF1 methyltransferase complex. Gene Ontology annotation, biological process: methylation.
AUGCUUCCUACACCCUGCACCUCCCACGUCUCCUUCGACACCAUCUACGAACCCUCCGAAGACUCCUACCUCUUCCUCGACACGCUUUCCUCCCCCUCCGAGUCCGCCUGGCUAUCAGCCCGCUUCACCUCCGCAUCGCCCUCGCCACUAGUCGUCGAAGUCGGCUGCGGCUCCGGCGUCGUGCUCGCCUUCCUCGCCGCAAACUCCCACCGAAUCUUCGGCCGGCGCGACAUCCUCACCCUCGCCACCGACGUCAACCGCGACGCAUGCAUCGCUACCCAGAAGACGAUCGGGAAGGCGAUCCACGAGCGCCAGGAUGCACCUCGCAGCGACAACAACAACAACAACAACAACAACAACAACAACAACAAUGAUCCCGAAGAUCAAGAAUCCCGAACACGGAACAAGAAGCAGUCCAAACCCCUCCCGUUAUCAGCCAUCACGGCAGAUCUCUGCAGCGCGAUCCGGCCCGGAAGCGUAGAUGUCCUGGUUUUCAACCCGCCUUAUGUGCCUACGCAGGAUCUGCCCCGGUUACCUUUGCCAUGUCUUGACGAUGACGAUGACGAUGACGAUGACGGGUCGGGGAGCGCCAAGUUCGACCGCGACUCGUACUUUCUUUCCCUGACGUAUGCGGGCGGGAAGGAUGGCAUGGAGACGACGGAGAGAUUGUUAGAUGCGAUCCCCGGGGUGUUGCAUGCGCAGCGGGGCGUGGCGUAUGUCUUGCUUUGUGCGCAGAAUCGGCCCCAGGAGGUGAAGGAGAGGAUUCGGCGGUGGGGGGAGCAAUGGAGGGCGGAGACGGUUGGGAAUAGUGGGAUGCAGGCUGGCUGGGAGAAGUUGGUUAUUGUCCGUAUAUGGAGGGAGAUGUGA